This is a messenger RNA of Periconia digitata, 2197 nucleotides long. The record is from the annotation of a GenBank genome assembly. Lineage: Eukaryota; Fungi; Ascomycota; Dothideomycetes; Pleosporales; Periconiaceae.
ACACGCGCCUUUUACAGUCAUGAAGAACGGCCACAUGCACACCGCUAGCGCAAUAAACCCUAUAGAAGUCUCACCUGGGCUUCCUUCUGUCAAUAAGACGAGGCUAGGCAAUGACUAUGCUGAGACUUCUUCUCCGACGAUCAAAACGCAUGCCGAAAGAUCAAAAGACACCUGGAGUCAGGUCAAACGGAUCAGAAAGAAGGGCGAGGUUUUGAUUGAUGGAACGGAACUUGAUAUAGCCAGCGUAAUUGCUGUGGCGAAGUUCCACUGUGAUGUGUACAUCAUGAAGACAGAGGCACUUGAAAAGUCUAUGGAUGAUAGUGUCAAGCUUCUUGGGGAUUAUCUAGCUCAUGGCUAUAGUGUUUACGGGGUAAACACUGGAUUCGGCGGAAGUGCAGAUACUCGCACAUCAAACCUGCCAGCGCUCCAAUCUGCACUUCUCCAACUCACGCAAGCCGGUAUACUGAGCGAAACGGACACGAAUCCUCAUAAAGCCGGCUUUGGCGAAGAGACAGUGCGCAGUAUGUCUAUUCCGUGGGUUAGAGCAUCAAUGCUGAUCCGCUGCAACAAUGCAAUUCGUGGACAUUCUGGAGUACGUCUGGUACUGCUGGAGGCCAUUCUACAGUUGCUACGCUGCGGCAUUACUCCUAUAGUGCCACUUCGCGGCUCCAUCUCCGCGUCUGGGGACCUGAUGCCAUUGUCCUACAUCGCAGGCGUGCUUGAGGGAAAUCCCGAUAUCAUGGCUCACGCUCAUUCUGGCGGUAAGGUGAAGGUAGUAACUGCAUGUGAAGCGCUGCGCAUUGCGGGACUCGAAGCGUUCAUGCUGGGGCCAAAGGAGGGAUUGGGUCUUAUCAACGGUACAGCAACCAGCGCAGCAGUUGCGUGUUUCGCCUUGCACGACAGCAACAAGUUACUACUCUUGGCUCAAAUAUUGGUCGCGAUGAGCUGUGAGGCCCUGCUCGGAAAUUCUGAGAGUUAUCAUCCUUUCAUUGCAUCGGUCAGACCGCACCAGGGACAGAUUGAGUGCGCAAGCAACAUCCUUCGCUUUCUGAAAGACUCAAAAUUAGCAACAGCCUUGGAAGGACAAGAUAGAUUCAAACCCGGGUUGUUCCAAGACAGGUACGCGUUACGUGGAACACCGCAAUGGCUCGGGCCGCAAAUAGAAGAUCUGGUUAGGGUUGAAGACCAGUUGACGAUCGAGCUCAACUCUACAUCUGACAAUCCCCUCGUUGAUGUUCAAACCGGAGGUGUUUAUUCCGGCGCCAAUUUUAUCGCGUCAUCGGUAGCUUCUGGAAUGGAGAAAAACCGCCUAUCUCUGCAACUAACCGGACGGCUUCUAUUCAGCUUAUCCUCGGAGCUUAUCAAUCCUUCAAUGAAUCGUGGCCUGCCAGCAAACCUCGCAUCAGACGAUCCUAGUCUGUCGUUCACGAUGAAAGGCGUCGAUAUCAGCAUGGCAGCAUACCUAUCUGAGCUCACUUUCCUUGCCAAUCCGGUAACUCCACACGUUCAAUCUGCGGAGUCCCAUAAUCAGCAAAUCAAUUCCCUUGCUUUGAUUUCGGCGCGCUACACCUCCCAGGCUACGACUAUACUCGCCCAAAUGUGUGCUGCCCACCUUUAUGCUGUUUGUCAAGCCUUGGACUUACGUGCGCUGCACAUCAAUUUCCUGCGAAAACUACAUGCAGAAUUACUCUCGACCGCACAACUCAUGUUCCCUAGCUUUUCGAAGCGCCAUCAACAAGAUCUAUCAAGUGAGCUUUCUAAAAGCAUGGACGCAUCCUGGAACUGCAGCACAUCACUCGAUCUUGUCGAUCGCUGCCAUGCUCUUUCCGAGAGUAGUCUGCCAGUCUUGGUAAGCUACUGCCAAAAGCAUCAACUUUCUCUGGAUACGGUUGCACUUGCCCAGUACCAACAACGAACAUUUGAUCUUGCACGAUCAGUAUUCGUCCUAGAGAGACAGGAAUUCCUCGAGGAGCCGAACACCAUGUCAUACUUGGGAAACGCAUCUCGCAGGAUGUACAGUUUUGUGCGCGAGGAAUUACGUGUACCUUUCCAUGAGGGUCUUGUCGAGCACCCUGCGCUCAAACCAAUUGGAAAGCUGAGAGGUCGGCCUAAGAAGACAAUCGGUUCGUGGGUGUCCAUGAUAUUUGCAUCAAUUGUGGACGAUCGAGUAUGGGAAGCUAUAGCAGAUGUUGUGUGA